GGUGCAGGGCUGCAGUGAGGCUGAGGCCAAGGCCAAGGCCAGAAGCUGGGGAUAUGGCUGGGGGAAGGGCCAGAACAGAGUUGGGGGUGUGUGGUGCUUCCUCUACACCCCCUGUGGGGGCUGGCCUGGGAACCACCGCACGCCACUGAACAUUCCUCUAUGUCCCCCCAGGGUGUUGUGCCCCACAGUUUGGGGACCUCUGCUGUAGAGAGAUGAUGUGACUUGUUAGAGGUCAUGCAGGAAGUCUGAGUCAGAGCUAGGAAGACCCCAGCAUUCCUGACUUGCAGUCCAUUUUCUUCAAUGAAAAAAGGAACUUGAAUUGUAGGUGAUGACGACGGAGGAAAACUUUUUACCCCAGAGCAAUAUGAAGAAUACAAAAGAAAAAUGUUACCAAUACGAUUACAGAACAGAUUGUACGUGAGCUGGAGAUCACCAACUGGGAUGGACUGUAAACUUGUGGGCCCGGAAACACAGUGUUUUUGUACCCAUAGGUAUAAACAACACAAAACAGAUUAUGAAGAGAUUCCAAAAGAUCGUCCUAUUUGUGUACCCUGUCAAGUGAGCCGUUGCCCGUGCAAAUCCUAUCACUAUGUCCCUCUAAAUGGCACUCAGCCCAUUCGUUGUAGAUGCAAGCACUUUGCUGAUCAGCACAGUGCAGCACCUGGAUUUUCCUGUAACUCCUGUUCCAAAUGUUCAGGAUUUCACAGCUGCUUUACCUGUGGGUGUGGUCAGCCAACAUAUGCGCAUGAAACGGUUGUGGAAACCAAACAAGAGCGCUUAGCCCAGGGAAAACCUGUGGGACAGGAUGUUCCUUAUGCUGCAAUGGGAGGAUUAACUGGCUUUAGUUCACUGGCCGAAGGCUAUAUGAGACUUGAUGACAGUCGAGUAGGGGCACCCUCUGCUGAAUUUCUAGAGUCACCUAGUAGUAGCAUGGACCAUCCAUUUCUAAAAGCAUUCCAAGGCCCCUCCAGUUCUGCACAAGCCAGCUCACAAUUAACAGGUGGUUCUAGUGCAGCAAAGCAAGUUUCUAAUUUAAGGAGUUCUGAAGAAGAUGACAUGGCUUACUUUGAAAAACAGUACCAGGAACGGCUGAAAAAGGAGAAGGCUGCUAAACAGAAAGUUAAAGGCCUGCUGCUAUCAAAGAAUCCAUGAAGAUUAAUGAAACAAAGGAGUUUUUGUAAUAGAGAAUUAUCAUUAUAUUUAAGGGUAUUUUCAUAGUAUUUAUUGCACACACCUAUUUUCUAGUUUCUCAAUAUUAACACUGCUAUAUUAAAGUAUUGAUGACAUUCAUUUAAAAAUACUUGGUGAUUCUGGUUCUUUGAAAUAAAAUUAUUACUUUUUAUUAAAGCAGCUUGACAUACUAUCUAAGCUCUCAAAUAUUGCUGCAUGGAUCUCACCUUUGUUGUAGAAGAUGUGUCAUAUGUAGUGGAAAAUGAUGGUUUUUAGAGACUUCUAGAAUUUUUCAUUUAGGCUUUGAUCUAGCAAACACGUUUAAGUGCUUUGCUGAAUCAGAGCCUUAGGACAGCAGGUAAAAUAUACAUUAGACACCACAUCAUAUCCUCAGACUUCCAUUAUGUACUUGCUUCUUUAUAUGUGGAUUUAGAGUUCUUGUUCCUAACUUUCUACUCACUGGGGUUGUAGUACGCGUAAGGAUGACACGCAAAUUCGUGAAGCGUUCCAUAGUUUUAGGACACCAUCAAUACCACACUGAGUAACUGAGACUGCAGACCAGGGAAAUAACCCACUUCCUUCCCUGACAAACCAAGGGACACACCCCCACUCAUGUACUUAUCCACUACACCGAUACUGACUUGGACUCCUUAUUCGUUCCAUGGGUGGUGUACCCAAGCCCACUUAUCCACUGACACUUUAAAAAUCCUUGCACCCCAGUCUGGAUCUGUGCAGGUCGUGCAAUAUGUAUGUAUCUUUUCAUCCUUGCAAACAAUAUUUGUAACCCCCCAUAACCAAAGCCUGACCCCAGAUGUACAGUACCUUCCCUCUUAACUCGUGUAUAUUUCAUUUUAAACAUUCACUUUAAUAAAAUGUUUAACACUGGAGUUUUAAUAUGUUCUUAAAAGACACAGACACUGCUCUCUUCAUAUCUUCCACAUCAAAUUCAAAUUGAUUUUCCUCACCCUCAAGCUUCUGCAAGCUCUGUCCAUGCCAACAUAUAUCCUUCUCUCACCUCAGGCUCUGCAUUCAGCUAAUUCUGCUUCCCUUCAUGCCUGUUUUGUAUCCUUCUAAUACACUCACCUCUGUGUUCUUUCCUGACCUUUGUCUACACCACUAUUAUCCUCCUUGAGACUUUAUGUCCUACAGCCUCCCCAAAAUGACCAUCAUACUCCUGCCAACUAAUCAAAUACAAAUUAGCUCUCCCAGCGCUGUAAAAAAACCAUCCCCACUAGGAGAGUAGCUACUAGUGCUGGGAGCACAGCACCCAGUGCUGGUGUACUGUCUACACUGCCAUUUUAUAGCGCUGAAACUUUCUCGCCCAAGGGUGUGAAAAAAGUGUAGACAAGGCCUAAUUGGGUCUUCUGUUGCCAUUUUUAAAUGUCUCUCUUAUCCUUUGCAAUGUUGUAGCUAUGUGGGUCCCAGGAUAUUAGAGACACAAGGGGGGGAGGUAAUAUCUUUUAUUGAACCAACUUAUGGUGGUG
Molecule: messenger RNA, 2654 nt
Organism: Gopherus evgoodei (Goodes thornscrub tortoise)
Lineage: Eukaryota; Metazoa; Chordata; Testudines; Testudinidae
Gene: FAM221A
Product: family with sequence similarity 221 member A
Exons: 7
Coding region: 385-1152 (255 amino acids)
Source: RefSeq, a predicted model, not a curated record